AUGAAAAUCAAGGCCAUCAGCCGCUCGGUGGCCUCGCAGCAGGCCCCUGGGUCCGACACGUCGAAGCAGUCUCGCAACCUCGACUCGGCGCUGCACCCGUUUGAGCGCGCGCGCGAGUACAAGCGCGCGCUCAACGCCGUCAAGCUCGAGCGGAUGCACGCGUCGCCCUUCAUCGCGCAGCUGGGCCGUGGCCACGUCGACGGCGUCUACUCCAUCGCCAAGGACCCGGGGUCGCUGGAGCGCUUCGCGAGCGGCAGCGGCGACGGCGUGGUCAAGGUCUGGGACCUGGCGGGCCGGGAGGAGGCCUGGCACACGACGGCGCACGAGAACAUUGUCAAGGACAUGGCGUGGACGCGCGACGAGAAGCUGCUGACGUGCGCGGCCGACCGCACCGUCAAGCUCUUUGACCCGUACCACACGCCCAGCGACUCGGCGCCCAUCUCGUCGUGGCUCGGCGCCGGCGCCUUCACGUCGCUCUCGCACCACCGCUCCCGCGCGGCCUUUGCCGCGGCGUCGAGCGCCAUUUCGAUCUACGACCUGGAGCGGCACACGGCCGCGCCCGAGGUGCUGCGUUGGCCGACGUCGACGGACACCAUCACCGGCGUGGCCUUUAACCAGGUCGAGACGUCGAUCCUGGCGUCGUGCGCGACGGACCGCUCCGUGGUGCUCUACGACCUGCGCACGUCGACGCCCGUCGCCAAGACGGUGCUCAGCUUCGCCACCAACCGCAUCGCCUGGUCGCCGAUGGAGGCCUUCAACAUGGCGACGGCGUCCGAGGAUCACAACGUCUACCUCUUCGACAUGCGCCGCUUCGACCGCGCCCUCAACGUGCUCAAGGACCACGUCGCCGCCGUCAUGGACGUCGAGUUCUCCCCCACCGGCCAGGAGCUCGUCACCGCCUCCUGGGACCGCACCGUCCGCCUCUGGCACCGCGACCGCGGCCACUCGCGCGACAUGUACCACACCAAGCGCAUGCAGCGCGUCAUGGCCGCCAAGUGGACGCCCGACAGCAAGUACGUUCUCUCCGGCUCCGACGACGGCAACGUCCGCCUCUGGCGCGCCAACGCCUCGGCCCGCGAGGGCGUCAAGUCGGCCCGCCAGCGCCAGGCCCUCGAGUACAACGACGCCCUCGUCGAGCGCUACGGCCACAUGCCCGAGAUUCGCCGCAUCAGCCGCCACCGCCACAUCCCCACCGUCGUCAAGAAGGCGACCGACAUCAAAAAGGACGAGCUCAAGUCCAUCAAGCGAAAGGAGGAAAACGAGCGCAAGCACACCAAGAAGCAGUUCGAGAAGAGACAGAGCGAGAGAGAAAAGAUGGUCUUGGCGAGGCAAAAGUAG
Molecule: messenger RNA, 1338 nt
Organism: Akanthomyces muscarius
Lineage: Eukaryota; Fungi; Ascomycota; Sordariomycetes; Hypocreales; Cordycipitaceae
Exons: 1
Coding region: 1-1338 (445 amino acids)
Biological process (GO): maturation of SSU-rRNA from tricistronic rRNA transcript (SSU-rRNA, 5.8S rRNA, LSU-rRNA)
Cellular component (GO): nucleolus; small-subunit processome
Molecular function (GO): protein binding
Source: RefSeq, a predicted model, not a curated record